Molecule: messenger RNA, 4651 nt
Organism: Biomphalaria glabrata
Lineage: Eukaryota; Metazoa; Mollusca; Gastropoda; Planorbidae
Product: acyl-coenzyme A thioesterase 13-like
Exons: 4
Coding region: 592-1029 (145 amino acids)
Molecular function (GO): fatty acyl-CoA hydrolase activity
Source: RefSeq, a predicted model, not a curated record
ACUUAAAGGAAAAAUGUAAAGGUUCCAUUGACAGUGAUGUUUGGGUCUGAGUAGCAGGUUUUAUUGGGUGACUUCUGGAACAUGAGACUCCUCAGGCAAAGUAGCUAUAGGCUAUAAACUAUAAUAGUAAUAAUACAUAAAACAUUUAACCAUAAUUUACAUUUUAAAAAAAGUAAAGUUCCCCUUUCAAACCUUGCGAUCUAUAGGGCAGAUGAUGUAAAAAAAAAAGGUCAUCUGUUAACUUUUAGACCUACAUUUACAAAUAGAAAAACAAACCCCAAUGAAAUACUCAGAAAGACACAAAAAUAGAGGCACAUUUCUUAUUCCAUACGUUAGAACAAAUUUGCAUAAGUGCUCCUUCAGUGCCAUUAAAGAAUGGAAUGGGUUGCCUGAAUCAGCCAGGAAAACCAAUGACUUAGCAGAGUUUAAGUAAUUGAUUAACAUGACUAGAUUGACACAUGAAGUGUGAAGAACGUUUUCUGCGAAGUGAUGGUGAUUGAAUAUUAGAUUACUUAGAUGAUUAGGCUUAAUUGAUAAAGGUGUUAUUUAUUAUAUAAUCAAGAUCAGAGGACAAAUAUCACAUUUAUCAUCAUGGCUUUAAAAAAUGGAGGAAAAUUGACAUUUGAAGCAAUGAAAGUUCUAGUUGCAGAUCGUGUAAAAACUCAAGGUUUUGAAAACAUAUUUAACAAGAUUAAAGUAGUAUCUGGAGGAAAUGGUCAGUGCUGCUGUGAGCUUCAAGUCAGUCCAAACAUGUUAAAUGCAGCAGGUACUCUUCAUGGAGGAGUAACAGCAUCAUUGGUUGAUGCAGUCUCAACCUAUGCACUAUUCACAGUGGGGAAUGGAAAACCGGGGAGCAGUGUUGACCUAAAUGUAAGUUUUCUAAAGCCCGUGAAACCUGAAGAUGUCUUGGAAAUCUCAGCAAAAACACUUAGCUGUGGUAGCAGGAUAGCCUUCAGCAGUGUGGACAUUAAAAAUAAAGCAACUGGUCAACUAGUAGCUCAAGGACGACACACAAAGUUUGUGGGCUGAUGUAAUGGUAGCUGAAGACAAUAACACCAAGUUUCUGAGCUAGUCAACUCAUAUUUCUGCAUAGCUAGAUAAAAAAUAUUGUUAGAACAAAAGUUUGUGGGCUGAUGUAAUGGUGACUGAAGACAAUAACACCCAGUUUCUGAGCUAGUAAACUCAUAUUUCUGCAUAGCUAGAUAAAAAAUAUUGUUUGAAGUUCAUAGGUUAAACUGUUAUUAUUGCAUAAUUGUCACAGUAAAAAUGUAGCUACACUAGUAUGUAGUCUUGAAAUUAACCUUUGUUAUGAAUGUCUUUACUUUCUUUUUCUUUAAAAAAAAACUAUGUACAUUGUCUUAGAUUUUUUUUGUUCAUUGACUUCAGAAAUGUUUGUUAUGAACAUUUUUAAAAUUUCAAAGCCAAGCCAUUGGAAAAAUUUUUAAAUUUAAAAAAGGAAAAAGUCAAAUAUUUCCUUUCUUUUGUAACUACAUUAACCCAGAAUUAUUACUUUCAAUUGUAUUUCGAAACAGACUUAAUGUUUCUUUUUUUUUCCUUUUUAAAAUCUGCAUUGUUUUUUGUUCCAUUUUUUUCCCACUUACUAAUUUUUUUCUUCGCAUCAUUGAUUCUAUUAUAAAGCAAAAUUAUGGUCAGCAUUCUGUAUGGCAAUAGUUUUUAUGACAAAAUUUUACAACCACCUUUGUUAAUAUAAAAUAUUCUGAUUAAUUAAUGAUCUCUUGCUUUUUAUUAUUAUAAUUUCUUUUAAAAUAAGUAUUAUUUAUUGUUUAUAACUUCCCUCAAGUGAAAAUAAAUGUUUAGAAUUUACUUUCGGAACUUUUCAGAUCCAACAAAACAUAUCUUUGCUGAAGAUUCUAUUUGUAAGUUUCAACAUCUCUGCCUGGUUUGGCAGUUAGAACAUUAAAAAUAAAAGGAAACAAAACAAUAUUCUAAAUGAUGUUUGUAAGAUAAUUUGCAAUGAUUAAGCUCCACCAUGACACUUUUUCAAGAAGAGCAUUCUUAAGGAAACUAAAAGGAUUUUUAAAACAUGUACUAACUUUACUUAGUCAUGGUAUUGACCUUUUACAAUUGCAGCUCUGAUUGAAAAAGUUCACUGAUCAUAACAGACACUUGUGCGCCCUAGACAAUUAUAUUAUUGAAUAAAAGGUGACUAUCGUAUUUCAACUCCACAUAUAGUUUUCUAGUUUGAAUAUGAAUGUACAUUUUGUUUAGCAGCAUUGUAAGAUUUUAGUUAUGUGUAAUGUACUAUUGUGAAAAAAAAUGUCCUCAAGGAUAAUAAAGAUAUUAUUACUAUUUAAAACAUAAACUAAUAAUUAUACUCUUGCACUGCCAAGAUUGGGAGUCAUUAAAGGAAAACAAAAGUUGUUGAAGUUCCCUUGUUAUUAGAAAUGCUGAGUAAAAUCAUAUUAAAUAUGUUAUUGAUAACAAAUUUCUUGGUCUAAUCUUACUGUUUGCCAGUAUGCUGAAUAGUUUUGUCUUGUUCUUAAAAGUGUGGAAUUCAUCUUAAGUGUUUUAGUUGCAACAUUAUUUUGCUGGAUAAAUACAGUAGCUGUCCAUUACAUACAGUAUUAAAAUGAAAGCAUUUUGUGAAAACAUCAGGAUAUUUAAUCUGAGUUGCAAACAUGGCUCAACAAAUAAGUUUGAACAUAAACAAAUUUAUAGAAAAUAUUUUUUUUUAAUUACUUGUUUUCAAAUAUAUUUCCCUGACAAAAAUGAAUGAUGUAACCAAAUUAAAUAUGAAUACAAAGAAGGAACCAUUUAAAUGUAAAAAUUCUGAAACGUGAUGACAGUGAAAAUCAAGAAGUUGAAGUUGAUUCAAAGCUUCAUUGCUAUUUUGUUCUGAAAUAUUUAACAUAAUCUAGGAUGUUCAUUGUGCCAUUGAUUGAGAACAAGAUGUAACACGCACAUAAAUACAAGAGCUUUACUAGUCAUGACAAUACAUUUUGAAAUAACCUGUAUUAGCUGAGCUGAAAAAAAAAAGGUGUUUAAAAUAAAUGAAUUGCAUUGAAACCAUUGGUAUUUUCUGAAUUUAAUUUUUGCUGUUAGGGGGAUUUAUUUGUAAAAAAAUUGUAAGCAGUCUCAAAUAAUACAAUUUGUUUUUUAAAGAUAGCAAGGCUUUAUGGAAAGUUACAUCACUCACAAAACCAGAACAAUAUCAAACAAUUUACUAAAAAAUGAAUGCUGGAGCUUUUUAUUAUGCUGUGUCAAACAUAAGACUAUCUAGGCAUUUCUCUCUUAAAUGAAGGAACUAUUUAUGAAGCUCUCUUUAUCUACAAAGUUAAUGUUAGUAUCACAAUAUUUUAACUAUCUAAAGAUGUUUUACUAGGUGUAAGAAUUGAAAAUGCAUACAAACUACACAGCUGAAAUAGGCAUCAGGUAGAAGUACCAGACAUUUUUUCCUUUUUAAAAAGAUAAUCUCUUUAUUCUAUAAAUAAAGGCAACUGGUUGGGUGUGUAUUUAUAUUGUGUUCAGAAAAAAAACUAACAUACUUUUUCAGAUGAAGAGUACUGCUUGAGUACUUGUAUAAUAAAUUACAAUGUACUUCUGUUACAUGUUGGCAUUUUGACUCUCUAAGUAUGUAUGAUAUUUUAAAUUAUGUAGUUUUUCUUUAACUAGUCUAUAAAGUCAUACGUUUAAAGAAUUUAUUUGAUUAUCUGAAAACAAAAUGUAUUUUAUUAUUUUAUUCUGAUAUUCUGUUAAUUUUUUCUUCUUAUUAUAAACAUCUCUCAAAUGUUGACAUUUUAUUCUCUGCGGACGUAGUUCUCUAGAAUGCCUGGAUCUCAAACUUUGCCAAAUAACAUGAUCAUAUCUCCAUGCUUUUAUACAUUUGAACAUGAAACCGGCAGGAGAGAACAUAGAAUUCAUGGAGUUAUUUCCCUUUCAUUAAAAAAAUAUUACAUGCCAAUUUGUAAAUGCUAUUUAUUUAUAAAUGUUGCUUUUAGUAGGGUACUUAAUAGGUGUGUUAUGAGCUUUUUUAAAACUGCCAACACAGAUCUACAAUUUGUUAAUUUAUAAAUGAGAACCUUAUUCAGUUCGUGCCAAUGAUCACUAGAACUAGUUGUAUGUGAUUAGGCAUUUAGGCCUAUUAUACUUAACCUUGAUUGAUCUUUUUUGUACUUUUCUCUGUGUUACUUAUGCCUCUUUGGUUAGUCCUCAUGAUCUACAAGUUUAUUUUAAUUGUCAUGUACAUUUACCCUAUGCUUUCCUUGUAGAGAUUGAAAAAUAUGAAGAAAAAAAAAGUUAUAUUUUUUUAUGCAGAUACUGUUUUAUUUAUUUACAAAUAGUAAACUGUUUAUUUCUAUUUUUUUAAUAUCAUUCUAUUUAUCAUGUUAUGUUUAUGACUAUUCAUUUAUCACACUUCGCAAGAUAUUUGUCACUCAGACGUCUUUAGUCGUAGUCACAAUUAUCUUUUUAUCGUCAAUGAGGUAACCAUGGUUUCUACUCCUUCCAGUCAGAAGCUACCCACAUCGGUGUAUCGAGAGCUAGGCUGGUGCACUCCUUCCCCUUGUCCAACCAGCUGAUGAUCUUGUCUUUGUGAUCACUGAACAAUAGCUUGAAUAAUUUGUGAGAAUGUUUGAGCACCAACUCCUGUUGAUGGGCUGCAUGAACUUGUAGCAUUUGUUCUUUUUUUUUU